AUGUCCGCUAUGGAAAAGGCAACAUCCAAAUCAUUCUCGCCGCCGCCACCACCAGCCGCCUCUGCAUGCGACGUGUUAAAACCACUUUCGCACAACAGCGAUUUUCCAAGCAGCGGGGCCGUGGCAGCCAGAGCCCGCGAGCAGAUGGAGAACAAUAAGAUAUCUUCCCCGGUGGUCUCCGCUGCAAUUGUUGCCACGCAGCCUCGAUCUGGAUCGGAGGGAGAUGCACCCACCGGAUCUGGAUCUGUCCAAAAACGCAACGAGUCGGUGCAGCAGAUGCGCGAGGUGGAUGAUUCUGGUGUUCGGACGUGGCGACGCCUAGUCGUUGAGUAUAGUUAG
Molecule: messenger RNA, 339 nt
Organism: Penicillium manginii
Lineage: Eukaryota; Fungi; Ascomycota; Eurotiomycetes; Eurotiales; Aspergillaceae
Exons: 1
Coding region: 1-339 (112 amino acids)
Source: RefSeq, a predicted model, not a curated record